GAGAGAGAGAGAGAGAGAGAGAGGACGACGACGAGCGGCGCUUAUCUACAGGCACAAUCAUCACCGCAUCACUGACUGACCCGCUACCGCAAGACACGGAUGUGCAAUCGUCGCGUCGUGCCACUGUCACAUCAUGCGUUCGUCAUCGUAUGUAGCGAUGAAGGUGUUUUGAGACGCUGUUUCGCCGCAGCAGGGCCAGAGAUACACCGCUGAAGCGAGUGGCAGUGGCAUUAACGUUAGCUCCUGGAGACCCCAUUCGUGCACACCACAGACCGCAAUGAUUGGACACUGCCUUCCUCGAUCGUCCAACUCCUAGUUCUGCUGCACCUGGUUUAAAGACUGCCUGCCUGAGAGCUGAUCGUUGCUACAGUUGCCAUGACUUAGAAACAUUCCUGAUACAGAGAUGGAGAAAAAGAAACCGUGUCCCCGCCUCCUGGACUACCUGGUGGUAGUUGGAGCCAGGCAACCCAGCAGCGAUAGUGUGGCACAAACACCUCAGCUGCUGAGGCGCUAUCCGCUGGAGGACCACAAUGACUUUCCUCUGCCCCCUGACGUUGUCUUCUUCUGCCAGCCUGAGGGCUGCCUGAGCAUCCGUCAGCGCCGGGUCAGCCUCCGCGACGACACAUCUUUUGUCUUCGCUCUCACCGACAAAGACUCGGGCAUCACCCGCUAUGGAAUCUGCCUCAACUUUUACCGCUCUUUCCAGAAGGGCCACCACCGCCCACGAGCUGAAGGGAAAGGAGAAAGGGCCCCUCAUACAGACUCUGCAGUGGAGGCCACAGAGAAAUCUGACCCCUCUUCAUUGACACUUCCAGGGGAAUCUACAGUUCCCCCUGCAGGAGAUGGGGCUUUGCCACCAGGCGAGCCGGGCAGCAUUGGAAAAUCUCCACGAGCCAAACGCAGUGGCCGACUGGCACCACAGAACCGGAACAGCACGUUAAUGUCUCUGUGUGUUAUUAGCCACUACCCUUUCUUUUCUACGUUCAGAGAGUGUCUGUACAUCCUCAAACGCAUGGUGGACUGCUGUAGCCAGCGGCUCAACCAGAGACCCGGUGCUGCCAAGUCCACACAGCGGGACACAAUGUGGCGUGUGUUCACAGGCGCUCUGUCCGUUGAGGAAAAGGAGAAGGGCAGUCAGGUGCUACAGGACCUGAGGGAGAUCGAGUCAUGGGUAUAUCGCCUUCUGCAUUCCCCAGUGCCUGUCGCUGGUCAGCGACGUGUUGACGUGGAAGUACUGCCCCACGAGCUGCAGCCUGGACUGACCUUUGCCCUUCCAGACCCGUCCCGCUUCAGCAUUGUAGACUUCCCUCUCCAUCUGCCCCUGGAGCUGCUGGGAGUCGAUGCUUGUCUGCAGGUCCUGGCCUGCAUUCUGCUGGAACACAAGGUGGUACUGCAGUCCCGAGAUUAUAACGCCCUCUCAAUGAGCGUCAUGGCGUUUGUUGCAAUGAUUUACCCCCUUGAGUACAUGUUUCCUGUCAUUCCACUGUUACCCACCUGCAUGGCCUCCGCAGAACAGCUCCUGCUAGCACCCACUCCAUAUGUCAUUGGUGUGCCUGCCAGUUUCUUCCUGUACAAAACUGAUUUUAAGAUGCCAGAUGACGUUUGGUUAGUGGAUCUGGACUGCAACAAGGUCAUUGCUCCAAGCAAUGCAGAAUUGCUCCCUCCCCUUCCUGAACCCGAGGCCUCUGAGCUGAAGAAACACUUGAAGCAGUGUCUGGUAAGGUUGACUGUGAUCACCCAAAAGCAGAUCUUCGCCUCCGAUUCCAAGGCUCUGGCUAGCAUGAGUCUGAACACACAGCCUAUACUGAAUCUGGAGAAGUUUCAGGAUGGACAUGAGUUGUCUUUGUUGCCCCCUGGUCGUGACAAAGCCUCCCCCUCCUCCACUGAGUUCAACCCGCUCAUCUACGGCAAUGAUGUGGACUCAGUUGAUGUUGCCACAAGGGUGGCGAUGGUGAGAUUCUUCAACUCUCCAAAUGUGCUACAAGGGUUCCAGAUGCACACACGCACUCUGCGCCUUUUCCCCCGUCCUGUGGUGGCAUUCCAGGCCACGUCUUUCCUAGCCUCUCGCCCUCGGCGGAGUGGAUUCACCGAAAAGCUCUCCCACACCCAAGCGGUUGAGUACUAUGGAGAGUGGGCUCUCAACCCCACCAACCUGGCUUUCCAAAGGAUUCAUAACAAUGUGUACGACCCUUCUCUAAUAGGCGAUAAGCCUAAGUGGUACGCCCAUCAGUUACAGCCAGUAUUCUACCGUGUGUACGAUGGAAACUCUCGUCUGGCAGAGGCAUUGAGUGGACCCCUGCAGGAUGAGACCAAUGAUUCAGACCCAACAGAUGACAGUGGUAGUGACAGUGAAGCAUAUGAUGACUCCAGCUCUUCCUACUCAUCUCUUGGAGAUUUUGUGAAUGAGAUGAUCAAAGGGGACAUACAGGGGGACACACCAAAUGUUGACCCCCUGACCCAUGCUGCACUGGGAGAUGCAAAUGAGGUAGAGAUCCAUGACUUCCAGGAGUUUAAGGGGGACAGCGGUGACCCAGAGCCAGAGGGUCCCCUGGAGACAGCGGACAGCCAGCCGCUGCGGUCCAGCUCCAGCACCACGGCCAGUUCCAGCCCCAGUACAGUCAUACAGGGAGUCAACCAUGAGCAGAAGGAACCUGUUGAUGUAGAGGCGACAACAAGUGUGCCCAUCAAGAACUCUGUCCCAGGAUUGGGUGCUCCACCUUUUACAAGACCCGGUCCUGAUCCGGUGCCUGUUGACCCAGGCAAUAAGAAGCGCGAGUAUGAUAAUCCCUAUUUUGAACCCCAGUAUGGCUUCCCUACAGAAGAAGAUGCAGAAGCAGAUGAGCAGGAGGAGAGUUACACACCACGAUUCAAUCAGAAUCUUAAUGGCAACAAGCCAUCACGUCCAUUGAGACCCAGCAGUCUGAAGCUUCCAGGUGAAUCUGACGGGGAGGGAGACUCCAGAAAUAGCUCUCCGAACUCCACCAUCUCCAACAAUAGUAACGAUGGCUUCGGGGGACUCAUGUCCUUCGCCAGUAACCUGUAUAAAAACCACGGCACCAGUUUCAGUCUCUCCAGUCUGGCUCUGCCUAAUAAAGCGCGAGAGAAGAACACACCGUUCCCCAGCCUCAAAGAAUAUUUUAAUUUUGAUUUAACAGAGGACACGGAUCAAGACGAUGGUGAUGACAGUCCUGAAAGUCCUGUAUUUGGGCUAAAUUCUCUUAUGGAGAUUGUAACAGAGAUCGGCCCGGGGAGCGGAGAAGGGGCACGAGCUCCCAGAGCGCUGGUAGAUCAGAAAUCCUCUGUUAUUAAGCACAGCCCCACCGUCAAGAGAGAGUCUCCAUCUCCUCAGGGCAGAGCCAACAACACCAGUGAGAACCAGCAGUUUCUUAAGGAGGUGGUCCAGAGCGUGCUUGAUGGGCAGGGUGUGGGCUGGCUCAACAUGAAGAAGGUACGCCGCCUGCUAGAGAACGAACAGCUGCGCGUCUUUGUGCUGAGUAAACUCAACCGUGCUGUCCAAUCAGAGGAAGACGCUCAGCAGGAAGUUAUAAGAGAUGUGGAGAUAAACAGGAAAGUGUACAAAGGCAUGUUGGACCUACUGAAGUGCACCGUGUCCAGUUUGGAGCACUCUUACACUAAUGCUGGCCUGGGAGGCAUGGCCAGCGUCUUCAGUCUUCUAGAGAUAGCGCGCACCCACUACCAAACCAAAGACCUAGACAAGCGGAAACGGAGCCCCACAGAGGGGAUUAACAGCCCAGGCAGUAAGGAGAGCCCAUCAGGCCGAAUGGAGAGUGCCAGGGCGGCAGGCGUGCUCCUGGUACCCCGUAUACAAUUGCCACCACCCUCCUCUGGGAAAUCGCCACGGCAGUUUGAUACACGAAGUCUGAACGAAGAGAAUUUUAUUGCCUCCAUUGAAUUGUGGAGCAAGCACCAGGAUAACAGAAAGCAAAAAGCUUUGGAAAAAGAACAGAGGGCCGAUGGAGCAAAACAGCGCCUAGAAGGUGGAGACACUGAUGAAAAGAAAUCACAGAUCAGUGCUGACAGUGGCCUCAGUGUGACAUCUGGCUCACAGAAGAGUGAUACAGAGUCCCUGGCGAGCUCCGAGCCUCCUGCUCUGACGAGAAGCAACAGUCAGGACUCAGAGGCUAGCACAGUGGUGAGUAACAGCUCAGGUGAAACACUGGGUGCGGACAGCGACCUGAGCAGCACUGCUGGAGACGGCCAGACAGGAAGACAUGCUCAACAUCUCAACCUGUCCCGUGGCACACUGUCCGACAGCGAGAUUGAGACCAACCCUGCGACCAGCUCUGUGUUUGGCAAGACCCAUAUGCUGAAGCCAGGAGUGAAGGGACCUGUUAGUGUCAAUAAGGGAGCACCAGCACCGCCCCUUGAGGAUGUUAGCAUGAGGAUCUACCUGUGUGAGGGGCUGCUGGGGCGAGAUAAAAGCUCAGUUUGGGACCAACUGGAGGAUGCUGCCAUGGAAACCUUUUCUCUGAGUAAGGAGCGCUCUACUCUGUGGGAUCAGGUGCAGUUCUGGGAGGAUGCCUACUUGGAUGCCGUAAUGUUGGAACGGGAAGGAAUGGGGAUGGAUCAGGGACCACAAGAAAUGAUUGACAGAUAUCUGUCUCUGGGAGAUCAUGACCGCAAGAGACUGGAGGACGAUGAGGACAGACUACUGUCCACUCUCCUGCACAACAUGAUCGCCUACAUGCUUAUGAUGAAGGUCAGUAAAAAUGACAUCAGGAAGAAGGUACGGCGUCUUAUGGGGAAAUCUCACAUCGGCCUCACACACAGUCAGGAGGUCAAUGAAGUCCUGGACCGCCUUGCAAAUUUGAGUGGCCGAGAGCUUUCCCUCAGGCCAAGUGGAAGCCGGCACAUUAAGAAACAGACAUUUGUUGUGCAUGCUGGGACUGAUACAACUGGUGACAUAUUUUUCAUGGAGGUGUGUGACGACUGCAUCGUCUUGCGCAGUAACAUUGGCACAGUCUAUGAGCGCUGGUGGUAUGAGAAGCUCAUUAAUAUGACCUACUGUCCCAAGACCAAAGUGUUGUGUCUGUGGAGGAGGAACGGCCAAGAGACACAGCUUAACAAGUUCUACACCAAGAAGUGUCGGGAACUAUACUACUGUGUUAAAGACAGCAUGGAGCGUGCUGCUGCACGACAACAAAGCAUCAAACCAGGUCCAGAGCUGGGAGGUGAGUUUCCAGUUCAGGACAUGAAGACAGGGGAGGGUGGUCUCCUUCAGGUCACGCUGGAAGGCAUCAACCUCAAAUUUAUGCACAGCCAGGUUUUCAUAGAGCUGAGUCACAUUAAAAAGUGCAAUACAGUGAAAGGAGUCUUUGUCCUGGAGGAGUUUGUUCCUGAAACUAAAGAAGUGGUGAUCCAUAAGUACAAGACUCCUAUGGCAAAUCAGAUCUGUUACUCGGUGCUCUGCCUCUUCUCCUACAUGGCGGCGGUCAAAGGGAAAGAGUCAGAGGGCAAGCCCAAGAUGCUGUCCCCUCGUCCACUACCGAGCUAGCACAUUUCUCUCCUACGUUUACUUCAGCCCGCUCCUGAACUCCUGCAAUACUCCUGUUCAAUACUCUUGCCAAGCUCCUUUAAGGACCUCUGCUCCUGUACCAAUUCACAUCUAGAUGUAUUCACAUAUUCAACACAUUUGUCCUAAAAGAAACGUCUCAUUCAUAUAAUAGAUAUUAUCACGUACCCGAUAUAGUAUUCCAGUCCGACACUAAAAUGCUGGCGUUUCAUUCUCAUAGUAUGGACCAACCAGAACAAGAAUAGACUUUGAAUACUAUUGGUUGGCGCCCUCCCAUUUCUACAGUUUUAUUUAUUGCAAUCGGAGGCAUUUGGUUGAAUGCACAUCCCAUGCGCAGCUCUUGCGAGUUGGCACUGGCAUGCAGAGAUCAGGCUCUUCAACCACCUCUGAUAUCAGUCAACAGGCUGUGUAUUUAAUAUUUAUGUGCAAAGUUGUACUGUAAAUUCCAGUCCGUUCUGUCUGUUGUGGGUGAAAUGUUCAAGUCUUUCCAAUCUUGCGCUGCCACGUAUGAGGGGUUUGCCUUAACCCUCCGUCCCAUUCCUAAAUGUUCGUUUCGCCCUCCCUUAACUGCUAUAAGUGUAUCUCUUUAGCUCUUGCCACGUGAGGCUCAAACUACUGUGCUAUUUCUGCUGUAAAGUUCCCUGUGUGUGAACUGCUGUGUUAAAAUGCAUGUCACUUGAAAAUAAUGAAUAUUUAAAAAAGGAAGAAA
Molecule: messenger RNA, 6242 nt
Organism: Rhinichthys klamathensis goyatoka
Lineage: Eukaryota; Metazoa; Chordata; Actinopteri; Cypriniformes; Leuciscidae
Gene: madd
Product: MAP-kinase activating death domain
Exons: 40
Coding region: 404-5515 (1703 amino acids)
Biological process (GO): regulation of apoptotic process; regulation of Rab protein signal transduction
Cellular component (GO): cytosol
Molecular function (GO): guanyl-nucleotide exchange factor activity
Source: RefSeq, a predicted model, not a curated record